Molecule: messenger RNA, 2016 nt
Organism: Blepharisma stoltei
Lineage: Eukaryota; Ciliophora; Heterotrichea; Heterotrichida; Blepharismidae
Source: the annotation of a GenBank genome assembly
AUGGCACGACCCGGAAGAAUAAAUUUACUUUUAAGACUCAAGCCUUCGAGCUCAUCCACUCCUGAUACUUCUUUUUAUCGAAUUUCCCCAAGCUUAACAGAAUUUACUCUUAUAACUCCUCCUAAUAAUCGAACCCCUUUCUAUUUCUCCAAUAUUUUUCCAUCAGACUCCACAAUCACACCUAUAUGUGAGCUUGUAGGCUACCCUAUGUCAGAUCAAAUCCUUGACGGCUGCAAUGCAACUCUUAUAGCACUAGGGGCAAUAGGAUCAGGAAAAACAUAUAACCUAUAUGGCGAAAUGUCAAGGAGAGGGUUAUCAGGAGGCCUGGUUCAAUCAAGCAUACAGUAUUUAUUUGGAAAAAUCCGAUCAUUGACUGCUGAAAGGAAUAUUACUGUAAUUGUAAGUUUAUUUGAAAUGUACAAAAAUAAGGUCAGAGAUUUGGGAAUUGCAUAUAAUAGCAAAGGAGAAGGCAUUGAAGCUCUCUUAAAAAUUUAUAAUGAGCAAGACCUCGCUGUAAAGGAUAUUAGAGGGAAAGCUUAUAUAGAAGAUGUGUCUUUAAUUCAGGUCAUGACAGCUGAAGAAAUCUUUGAGAUCAUUAACCUCGGCUUUAAAAUGAGAGAACAUGCUGAAGAAAUCUCAGGAAGCAUUGCCAAUGACGCGACGACUAUACUUUCUAUAAAUGUCACACAAAAGGAUAAGCAUGGUGAUAUAAAUAGUACCAAAAGUGCAAGAUUUAAUAUCGUAGAUAUAGCAGGUUCAGAGCACAAAUUUACUGACUCAGGAACUGUUGAAAACGAGUCAGAAACCGAGCUCAGCAACCUUUAUGCACUUAAAAAGGUGCUGAACAAAGUAAACUUAGUCAAGCAGGGCGCAACUGUCAAUGUAAUUCCUUACAAAAUCAGCAAACUAACUCAAUUUUUGCAGAGCGGGUUUUCAGGAAAUUCCACAAUUUCAAUAUUAACUGCAAUAGAUACAGACCCAAUCAAAUAUAGCGAAACUGGGCAUGUCCUUGCUUUUGUGAAAUCAAUAACAGAAAUUGAUAAAAAUAUCAAGAAAAACCUUAUGCAGAGGCCUGAUGCAGGGGCAUUGAUGGCUCAUGAAAUGGCCCAGAGGUUGGAAGAAGAAAUUUAUGAGCUCAAUUCUAUGAUCAAAAAGAGCCAGCUUCAGCAUGAAGAGAAGCUAAGACUUUUUGCUCGAUUAGUUGGCAUCGAUGAUGACUUAGAAUCUAUGGUACUAGCCAAAAAAGGAACAAAAGAAUUCCAGCUUGCUAUGAAAUACAAAGAAUCUUUUGAGACUACAAAAAACUUAAACAGGAGAAAUGCAGACUUAGAAAAGAAAAAUAAUGAAAAUAAAAAGAUCCUAGAUCACAUUAAAAUUUUGCACCAGAAUAAUAAAGAUAAGCAAAAAAUUGAGCUGACAAAUCUAGAAACCGAAAUCAGGGACUUAAAAGACCUCAUCAGCGAAUACAAAUACAAAAACGAAGAAAUUGGCCAAGAGCAAACCUUUUCUAACUCAGAAGGACUCGAAAGAAUGCUUAUGCACAGCCACUUAGCUGUCGAAGAAAACUCAGCCACUCUCCACAACUUAAAGCUCCAAAUGCAAAAUAAUACCACGGAUUUAAAAAAUCUAUUUGAAAUGAAAGAGCUUGGAUUCAAUGAAGCUGAUCAUGUAAUGAAAAAAUUAAUUUACGACAAUGAGGAAAAACAAAAGGCAAGAUUUGCGAAUUUAGAAGAACAGUUUAAAUAUUUAAUUGGAGACGAUGAAGAUUCGCACAGAGAAUUUUUUGAGUCCCAGAUGGAGAUUAAUACGUACUUGAGAAACUUAGAGUAACUUAUAUUUAGUGAGACUCUCAAUGAGAUUAAAAAAGAGACGGCUAGAAUGCUUGAAAUUGCGAAUAUUCAGAAUGAAAUUAUUUAUGAUAUUGAAGACGGAAAGUAUAACAAUGGUAUUCGGCCUGUUUUGAUCCCGACUAAGCACCACCCUCCAGCCCCAAGUCCUAUUUUAUUUCCUAUGUAA